UAUCACUAUUAGGCGCCCAAAACGCUAUCUGUUCAAUGCUAUGAUGAUCAUAAAGAAAAUGCUGAAUUGCAAGAACUAGGGAAAAUGAUUUGUGUCCUGUACACCAGUGGCAAACCAUCAAAGAGAGCUGGAUGUAUGUUGUGAGAUCAUUGUUCACCUCACUUACGAUGACAUAUCUAUUUCCCAUAUUUCAAUCUACAUGUGCUCUUUUCUGGAAUGGAUUACGGCCAUAUCAUGUUGAAACAUUUGACAUUUCUGCCCGCCAGUGUUAUGCAGGAGAAACUGUGCGGAAGGGUAUCAUCACACAAGCCGGGGCCCAAAGGAAGGAAGAUAGGCUAUCAGUAAUCCAUCCUCUGUAAAUGAUGCACUACACCUUCUAAUAGGGUGGACUGACUAUCUACCUCAUAUACUCUAUUUACUCUCUCAUGUAACUCUAUCCACUUCCUAUGGCCUUAAUGUCCGGGUGACAGUCUAUCUUCUCCUUGUGGGUUGCACUUGCUGUCAUUCGGCCGUUGAGACUGGCUGUUCCAAUUAGGGGACCACACCAUUAAUGUAAUGGGGCCAUGUAACAAUCUAUCUAUC
This is a messenger RNA of Lentinula edodes (shiitake mushroom), 582 nucleotides long. RefSeq lists its product as uncharacterized. The record is from RefSeq and is a predicted model, not a curated record. Lineage: Eukaryota; Fungi; Basidiomycota; Agaricomycetes; Agaricales; Omphalotaceae. The transcript is spliced from 2 exons. The coding region runs from base 132 to 359 and encodes 75 amino acids.